AAAUGCAAACCCUUUAUGAGCAUUUCGAAAAGCAUAAUUCAGGGCUUUUGUAUGAGAAAUGUAUAAAUACUCUCCACAAAAUGCACGAGAAAACUGUGAAAGCAAACAUUAAGGUGGGGAAGUACGCAACUUCUGGUGGUCACGAUGUCUACGACAGAGACAUACGUUUUCUAUAUGAUGAAUAUAAUGAAGAACUCAACAUUAUAGACAUCGCUGAGAGAAAAAGGGCACAACACGAUUUUGAAAGACAAAUGGCACAUGAGAAUAAGCAGAUAAUGACAGAGGAUAAAAGAUUGACAGAGAAAGAGUCAAAAGAACUUGUAACAACAAAACUAGACACAAUGAAACAAGAACUGAUACAGUCACAAGAAAAAGAAAGAAUAAAGCUCGAGGCAAAACUUAUUGAACAUCACAGAUUAUAUGAAGAAAGAAUAGAAAAUGCUAGAAAGGAGGAAAAAGAACGCGAAAGAAUAAGGGACGAGGAACAUGAUGCAAAAAUCAAGAGAAUAAAGGAUGAUUAUAAACAACAUGAACAAGAAAGAAAACGACUUGAAGAAGCCAGACGAUUUGCUGAACAAGAAAGAAUGAAAGCUGAGAACCUCGCAGCAGAAAAUUGGAUGUUGCGUACAAGGCUUAAAGAAAGUGAACAGGGCAGAAAUUGUAAUAUAUCAUAGCGUUUAAAAAAUUUAUGAAAUUGUUAUCAUUUUAAGAUUUAAUUACCAUUCGUGUUUUGUAUGUUUAGUGCUCAGAUGCAUGCAUUUAUGAUUUGAAUAUGGUAACCUAGUUCGAAAUAUUUUUUUUUAACUUUUUAAGGAUAAUAAUCUUGAAAUCAUAACAUUGUAUCUCUUGACAUAUUCAUAAAAAUGAAUAAGCAUUUGCACAUACCUCGACUGUGAAUUAUAUUGUUAUGCAAUUGAAUUAACCUGAAUUCGGUCAUAGUCUUCAAUGUUUCCAAUCACGAACUUGUAAUUUACACAGUCGUGGGAAAAGCUAUUAAAAUGAAGAGUUUCACAUUAUUGUACGUUAUUUAUGCUCAUUCUAACAACAUAUCAAAGAGACAUGGCUAUAAAUAACAGCUAUAUCUGUAAUCACACAAUGGAAGGUUUGUCUGUAUUUAACUGUAUAUCUGCUGCUUGUAGUUUACAAAAGUUUUGUAAAGAAACCUUACAAAAUACUUGUAUGAAGAAAAAUUCAUAUGUGUUAAAUAAAAGUAAUAUUCUAUAACAGUUUUAUCAGGAAUCACUAUAAGAUGAUGGUAUAACAUUAUAUAAAGUAAACGUUUAUAAAGUAAAUGAAACUAUUUCAUUAGAAACGCCUGUUAUACUUUAUACACUUGUUAAUGUAGAAAAAUGACAGUUUAGGUUCACUACUAAUAUCUAUUUUAAUAAGAAAAGACGCACACAGUUGCAAAAGCGAAAUGCGAAAUUGUUUUAUUUCAUAAUUUAUGUAUAUGAAAUAAACAUGACAGACAUGUAUAUUUAUCGUAGGUUCAUUUCACAAUAUGCAGGUAUACUAUCAGUUUUAAAAUAUUUGACAGGUUAUAUUGCUCUAUUUAAACGAUUUUUUCAAAAUACAAAGCAGAGCCUUUAUUCAAACAACCGUUUGUAUACGGUCCAAAAACCUGUCAGAAAUAUCUAUAACGAAUUUUUAAGGCAGAAAACUAUAUUUUUAUAUAAAAAAGUUAAAUUUCUUAAUAAAAUUACAGCAGGUGUGUGUUAAACUAUAUAAACGUUACAAUUUUUCAAUGAAAAAAAGACUUUACAAACGUGCAGUAUUAUAAAAAAUGAAAAUACACGAUGGUCAAUAUGUCGCAGUUGCUACUCAAAAUACAUAAAUUGUGAAAUGUAUUGUUGACAAAUGAAAUGUAAGAUAUAAUAGAAAAGCUCGAAACAGACGUAAAUCUUGACCGUCACAUUUUGUACAUAGCUAGAAUAAAUGUCAAGUAAGAUCUCAAAGUUACUUCUGCUAUUUCCCGCAUAACAAUAUUUAUUCGUUAACAACUAUUUGAAUCAUAAAUAAAAAUAAAUCUAAAAAGAAAGACUUUUUAGAGGCAGAUAACAUCAAACAUAUGCUCUUUAUCAAUCUUUGUAUCUCAUUCCUGCUACAACAGAAAAGUGGAUUUUUUAUCGAUUUUACAUCAAAUGUCUCUGAAAUAAUAAAUAAUAACUUUCAAAUUUGGGAUUUUUUAUAUUAUGAAAAGAAAAGGAAUCGGUAUAAUACUGAUUACUGGUUUUCGUUUUCUCAAAAGUGCUUUUCCAUAUUAUAAGUUUAAGCACUAAGCAAACAAAUUAAGUUUUUAAGUUCAAGUUUCAGUUUCGAUUACUAUAUGUUAAUUUUUCUUUUCUUUUGAUAUAUAGUAUACCUGACUAAGUGAUGCAAGGGAGACCAAUGACCAAUGAGACCAUUAUAUGGAUAAUGGUAAAAUGUAAUUUCCAUAAUAAAAAAAUGUAUAUCGGACUGAUGUUAAUUGCAUACUAAUAAGGCAUAUACGGAAUCAUUAUUCAUAAUAAUUUAAAACACUCAAUUAUUAAAGAGCAGACAGUUUGUAUCCUCAUAAAGACUUGUUUAUAAUAGAAAUACAUGUAGUCAGUUUGCGAUAUAAUUCAUGAAAUUGAGUAUAUUGUAUCAAUGAAAUAGAUUUGUUGUUUUCUUGUUGUUGUUGUUGUUUUUUUGCAUUUUUUAAUUUGUAGUUGUUGUUUUAUGUUUUGUUUUUGUCGAUAGAAGUUUUAUAAAGACGAUGUAUUUAAGUAUAAAUAUGAGAACAUAUGUACCCCAGAUAG
Molecule: messenger RNA, 2780 nt
Organism: Ruditapes philippinarum (Manila clam)
Lineage: Eukaryota; Metazoa; Mollusca; Bivalvia; Venerida; Veneridae
Product: inner centromere protein A-like
Exons: 3
Coding region: 3-674 (223 amino acids)
Molecular function (GO): GTPase activity; GTP binding
Source: RefSeq, a predicted model, not a curated record